Molecule: messenger RNA, 6225 nt
Organism: Schistosoma spindalis
Lineage: Eukaryota; Metazoa; Platyhelminthes; Trematoda; Strigeidida; Schistosomatidae
Source: the annotation of a GenBank genome assembly
CAAAUACAGUAUGCUUAGUAAAACAAUUUUACGAAGUUCGGCGUCUAAUGUUCUUAAGUGAAUAAUUAAGCGAUUUAUUAAAGACGUUGCUAUUAUUUAGUUCAAAUAGCAAAUGCCUCUAUGAUAUUCAUUUUGUCCAAUUAAAAUCAUGAAACGAUUGUCUGACAUAUCGAACGAAAUCACUUAUUUCAAAGUUUGUUUUUAUUUAUUAAUACUUCAUUUCGUUUUAUGGCAAAAUCUUGAAAAUUAUUUCUCAGUAUGUAUUAGCGCUGUGAUUUUCUGUAUCAUUAUCGUCGACUGAAAAAUCUCUCAAAUGGGUGAAAAUUUACAUAAGAAGUCUGACUUGGAAGUUGAAAAUGAAAAUGUCGUUGUUGACUCAGUAUUGAUGCAUAAAGCUACGCCAGAAUAUCUUCAAGAACUACUAAAAGACAAGAGGCAGCUGCAGAAUUUCCCAAACAUAUUCUUACACUUAGAAUUCAUUUUGGAGAAAGAAAUUACUCGCGUAAGGCAGAAGCUGUUUCAUUUAAACGAAUCAGUAAAGAAAACUGAAAACGAGCUUCCAGUACCCUCCGGAAAUAUUGUGUCAUUGCAAGAGAAGGUAUUUGUUCCUGUGAAAGAAAAUCCCAAUUAUAACUUUGUUGGACGCCUCCUUGGUCCAAGAGGAUUGACUGCAAAACAGCUUGAACAAGAUUUGGAGUGUAAAAUCAUGGUGAGAGGUAAAGGAUCACUUAGAGACAAAAGAAAGGAGGAUUCAAACAAAGGGAAACCAAACUGGGAACACCUCGAUGAGGAGUUGCAUGUUCUGGUGAGCGUCGAAGAUUUUGAAAGUCGUGCGGCAAUUAAGCUGAGAAGAGCGUCUGAAACCAUUCGUGCAUUUCUUGAGCAAGGAGUGAGGACGCCAGAAAAUGAGGACAGAUUGAAACAAUUACAGUUAAUGGAAUUGGCUGUUCUAAAUGAUAAGGAUCGUCAGCAAGCACAUAUUCAACAAGUCCAACAACACCAACAGCUUAUAUUACAACAUCAGUCACUUACUGUGUUAAAUCAUCAAGCGGCUGCAGCAGCGGCAGCUGCUGCAGCCGCAGCUCAAAUAUUACCAUCAAAUAAAUAUUCUUCAACUAAUAUUUUACCUCAGAUUCAAACUCAGGUACUUCCUGUAUCACUGGCAACAAACUGUUUACUUCCUGGGACAGUGAAUUCUGCAUUAUCUCAAGCUAAUUCAAUACAUUCCAUUCCAAAUAAUCAAUUAUCUCAUUCUAUCCCAUCUCUUAGCUCAGCAAAUUUAUCUACGUAUUUACCAAAUAAUAAUAUAUCCGGACUUUUAUAUCCUUUGACGGCAAAUGCAGCUUUAUCUGCAGCUGUCAGUACAGGAUCAGCUACAAAUAAUGGACAACUUAAUCUAACUCUUCCUUUAAGCCAAAUCGCUGGCGGUAUUACCGGGAAUGGACUUUCUGGUUUAUCCUUGCCAAUCGGCUCUACGUUGCAUGCAGCCAGUCAUGACCAGUUAGCUGCUGUUGCAGCUGCUCUCCUUAGUGGAAGUGGGACAGGAGGUAUUGGUGCAAGUAAUUCAAAUUUACAGUUAUGCAAUGGUAACGCGAAUAAUCCUGUAUCUAAUAUAAACUCAGGUGCUCAUAGUUACCCUAUCACUUCACAUACAUCACUUGCAGAUGCUGUAAAUAUUCUAGAGUUCAACAGCGCAUCAAAUACACAAGACACUGGUUCAGGUAGUUUUAAGUUUAAACUUACAUCCUUAAAGAUAACAUGUAUUAAAAUAUAUGUUCUUAAAUUUGUUUAAAGCUUUUACCGAUGCUUUUGGUGAACUUCGAGGUUCUUAAUAUUUGUCUCAGUUCAAUGUUAGACUUUACAGAUAUAAGUAAAGUUGCUGAGGAUGUCUAUUAGUUGGAUGUGCUAAUUCCCAAUUAUUUCGUAGAUUAUUACCGUUGCUUAGUAUAGGAAUAGGGUUAUAGUUACUUACAUAUGACAGGUUAGUUCCAGGAGUAACUUUUUGUUUUGUCAGUAAGUUCAAAUUUUAGAAACCUUAACAGAAAAAGUGUUUACAGACUUGUAUAAUAGAGUCAUGAACAAACCUAGUGAAAACAAAACACCUGUUAUUAGUGUUAAUAAAUCUGAGUUACUUAUUAAGCAAACAGAAAAUUCAUUUAGUAAUGGAAGUAAUGCUAGAACAAAUUACGUUUAUGAUUUUAUAAUUUUUUGAAGCUUCACAGUUGUAUUUAUAAUUAUUAUAAACAGAUCACAGUCUAUUAUUGAACAAUGGAUUAGGAUUGGGUUAUUGACUAAGUGUUCAAGUAUCAUAACGAGCAGAAGCUACUGGAUGUUCAGUGACCUUCGGAUAUGAUUCCAUGCCAAUAAGUCAUACUGUAUGUAAUCGUUUAUUUUGCCCUAUACUUUGAUGUACAAGUGUAUUAUCUGAGUAGGAACAAGUUUAAGCUAGUCAGUUGUUCUUUAUAAAAUACAUUGAAUAAUUUAAUUGUUUUACACACAGUCAUCGUUCAAAUACUUCAGAUUUCAUCGCACAGCCAUUAACUCAUAAUAAAAUACCAGUUAUAUCUGAUGUUUAAGUCAAUAAGCAGUUGUUAGAACCUCAGUUGGAAUAGAUAAAAUUUUCUUAUGACCGAUUGUUACUGUUACAGUUAAAACUGGAAAAGAAAAAUUUUAUACAAAACUGAAGUUGUUUAUACAAUGGAUUGUAAGCUAAGGUCAUUAUUGCGAAAUUUACUUUGUCUAAGGAAUUGGAAGUUGCUUCCAGAUGCGAAAUAUCAUAGUGAAUAUCAAUAUGAUAGAAUUAGAAAAGACGAUAUAAGAAAUAUAGCAACGUCGAAAGCAUUGUAAGUAAUUGUAAAACUGUUAGAAAUAGAGUUUGAAAUAUUGAAAAUUAAGUGAUCAGAGAUGUAAUCUGUACAUAAAGUACAUGAUUCAAUUCACACGUAACUGUUUUAUACAUGCUACCGGCUAGGAUCUUUUUAUUUGACUCUGCAAUAUUCUAUAGAGGGUACUUAUUGAGCUUUAUGCAAAUAACAGCAUUGAUAAGUACGGGAAACCAUACUUUUGAAAUAAUUUUCCAGAUUGUUUACAUUUGUUACAUGCUUGUUAUUUAAAAAUGUCAACCUACCAUGUUUUACAGGACCACUUAAAUUACGCUCCUUGCAAGCUACAUCAUCCACAGUUUCUCGAAUGCAUCCAUACCUAAGACAGUAAUCAAUGAGUAAGUUGUUUAUUCAUUUUUUGGUCUUAUAUGAGAAUUUUUCUCAUAGGAUUAAGUGAAUUUUACUUUUCAUUCUCUAGAUGGAACCUAUUUUUUCAUGUUCAAAAAAGAUGCAUUGACGGCCUUUUAUACUUAUAUUCAUGGGCCUACGUAUGAAAAGUGUGAAUUGUUUUUGUAUUAGGAAAUAAGUAAAAUAAGAGGAAAAAAGAAUUGAAUCGGAUUACCGUAUCAAGUUAACUCGCUUCAGUUGUUUCGUUCAUCGACCUCGAAUACUACUGUCGGCUACACAUUAUUGUUACAUUGAUCAUUAAUAUAAUUUAUUAGUCAAACAGUGUUAAUUAACAAUAGGGUUUGUCUGAACCGUUGGUACAAAUUGGCUUACAUGAUGAAAUAACUGUUUUCAGCCAUAAGAAAAAUAUCUUCCUACAGACAAGUAUUUGGUAGGCUUAGGCGAAACUUCUUCACAUAGAAAAGUGUUUUUGUGAUUUGCCAUAUUUCAGGCACAAAAAGUAUUAGAUGAUUGCAUUCGUAGAAUUACUCUGGUUUGUGCCAUGUAAAUCUGUUAUUGUUGUCUAAUGGUAAACUAUUCAAUGUUUAAGCACGAAACCUGUGAAAUAAGUCCUCGUUAUUUUCCUGAUUAUUAAUCAUAGAUAAAUUAAUACCAAUUAUUUGCAUUUUUUAAAGCUUUUAAAUUCACAGAAUUGAUUAAAACUGUCAAUCGUAGAAACAUUUAAUAUACAACUAGUAUAUAACUAUUUGUUAUACUAAAUAUUGUGCUUUAUUUUGCUUUUUCGAUAAAUAGAUGACGUCAUUGCUGCAAAUAAUACAAAAUCUGCUUAUAUCCAUGACAAAUAGCAGCUGUUAAUUAUUGUGAUUUUUAAUUUACCAGCAGGCUUUCAUUAAAUAAUCAAAAACAGUUUAAGUACUUUCGUAUCACAAAUGCAAAUGCUUAAUAUCUAACAAGUUGAUUUGUCUUCUCUUAGUGUACUACAUGUAUAUUAAUUUGACUUACUCAAACAUCCCUCAUAGUUACUUGUUAUGCUUUUAUUUUCUACUAAACUUUGCUCAGAACUUGUAUUAUUAGAAUUAUUAUUACUACUGCAUUGGGUAGGGAAAAUAGAGACUGCUAUGUUAAAAGAAAAAUAUUUUGAUAUGGUUUUUUCAUAGACACUAUCCAUGACACAAGAGUACAUUGUCAGAGUUAUUAAAGGUGAGAAUUUCUGCCUGUACUAUCGACUCGAAUCUACAUCAUGCAUACUGACUAAUAUCUUUGUUGUUAUUCUCAAUUAUAUCAGUAAUUUUCAUUAUGAAUAACAAUGACAGUUAUUGUAUGUUCAAUAUACAUAACAAAUGUGUUCUAAUUUUGUUUUUAUUUAUUUUAAAUAAUAUAAAUUUGUGUGAAUUGAUGUAAAACAAGUUUAAAUAUUUUCCCUUCUACUAUUACAGUAGACUUAUUUUAAACUCAUUUACGAUGUGUAUAUUUGAUAUUACUGUACUAAAUGUUUUCGUUAUUGUCAAAUUGUCGUUUUGUGAUUCUUCUCCCUGUUUUGUUUUCCAUCCUAUUUUCUCUAAUUCAUAUCAUACAACAAAAUGUUUGACAACCAUGACAGAAAAUCUAGUUAUGAGACUGUUUUUUAUUUGCCCAUUUUUAGCACUGCUUAAGAGUAAAUUUUUAUCUUCCAACCCAUAUUACUUUGUUAAAUUUUUUAUACAGUUGCCUAGAUAUUUUGGUUUGAUGCGAAUUUCUCUUCAUCUUUUAUUUGAAUGAUUGUGUAAUCGCAUAACUAUAUUAAGUUUAAAAUAAAACUUGUUUGUGAAAAUUUGCCUAGAUCCUUUUCUAUGAUUCAUUACUUUUUUUAAACAAAAAACAAUUACAGCACUUCAUUCUCAUUACUUGAUUUCUUGUAUGACCUAUUGAAAUGACAAUAUGUUUAUGGGAUUAUUAGUGGUCAGAGUGAUAUUGUCUUCCUUAUGACUAUACCUCCCCCAACCGUUAACUUUUGUCUUCUAUCUGAAUUGCUUAUUUUUAAAUUCCAUUUUAUUUUCUCCUUAUAUAUGACUUCAAAAAUGGCCAUUACUACGUUUCCAGUAUUUUUGAUCUGUCUACUCAGUUACUGAGUUAAAUUUACCUGUCAGUUUAUUUAUAGGAUGAAAAUACGUUAAAAUAUGUGGCGAAAAAGAAAUAAUAGAUAAAUAGCGGAAAGGUGUUGCAAAAGCCAGAAGGAAAACGAAGAACAAAGUAGAUUUGGCAAAUUAAAAGUCAAGAGACAGCAAAACAGAAAGACAAAGACAAAUAAUACUUAUUUUUUGUUGAAAAACAUUUACUUUUCUAAAAUAUUGUUAUUUUUUUCCUUUGUUAGUACAUAUAUUUGAUUAACGGACCAGACGAUUGACAGGAUAAGGAUUCUCGUCAAUACUUCUAAUGGAACACAUCUUAAUGCAAAUAGCUUAGAAACUGUUGGUAGGAUAAACAUUAGGUUUUUUAUAUUUUCAUAAAAUCCGUAAAUUAUACAAAAGAGUUCUAGAGUUCUUAGCUAUUUGGCAUACUAUUUCACGCACCGAUUUCUAAUACUUACACUAUUCUAUAUAAUGUAAAGUAAAGAAUCAUUUUUACUUAUCAGAACUGGGUAAGAUUCUAUGCUUUUUUUAAGAUAAUCACUCUUUAUGUAUGGGCACUGAUUGUGUCAGAUGUCCAUGUGGAUUCAAUUUAAAUGAUCUAGGUACCUAAAUAGAUAUAGUUUAUAAUUUGAAAGCUGUUAUCUUUCAGAAUCAAAUCUAGGGUUCUAUGGCUUUUUUCAAAAAAACCUGUUAUGAAAAUUAAUGUCCUGUUUUGUUUUAUACAAGUACUGAAAAGUUUAAAUAUUAAAGUUGGGAAUUAACCACGGUUUCAAAUUACCCAACAAAUGUACCUAUUUCGUGAUUUUUAGUUGCUAUUUAAGACUUUUAAAAAUGAAUCUGAAAAAUUAUGUCACAAUUAAUUGUGCAAGAGCUGUGGAAAAUCUUAC